AUGAAGUCAAUUCAACCGAGAACAUUAGUUGCAUGCACAUUUCUAUUAUUGUGCGCCUGUAUGUGUGCAUGUGCUCGUAUCAGAGAACUAGAAGGUGAUUUCUUCUAUUCUAUCUCAUUCAGUUCAUCCACUUGUCAACCAGAAACUAUUCAAUCAAUUGGUUUAAAUAAGAUUAUCUCACCAUUGAAUCCAUCACAACCACUAAAUGGAUCAUGUUUCGAAAGAACUGGUUAUGAAUAUGGUUAUGCCAAAUAUGAAUGCAAUUCUAGAACAGCCACCAUUAAGAAUUUAUGUAAGAAAGGUUGCAAGGAUUGUGUCGACAAUAGUAGCUACGAAUUGUAUCAAUGUAAUUCACUCAAUGAAAUGUAUGGAUGUGGUAAAUUGCCUGAUUUUGUGGUCAAUUCAGAAAAGUAUGGAAUUAAAUUGUUGUGGACAUUGAAUUAUCAACUCCACUUGAAUGCAAAGGAUAAUCAAUGUGGAAGAACAGGUAAUGACAUGUUAGUUGGUGCUUCUGCUUAUAGAACUGACUCUUGCUUUGACAUGUAUGAAUAUACACAAAUGUAUAGAUGCAACUCAACUGAUUUCUCCUCUAUUAAGUAUGCUCCUCGUAAUAUUAGUCCACAAUGCACUAAUUUUGAUAGUCAACAAAUUGGUAAGAUUGGUGCUUGUUCUCAAAAUGAUAAUUCUCUUUCACUUUGCAAUUAAACAUCUUCCUAUUUCAAUUUAACUUAUUCGAAAUAAACCCGUAUAAAAAAUUAUUCAGUAAU
Molecule: messenger RNA, 767 nt
Organism: Naegleria gruberi
Lineage: Eukaryota; Heterolobosea; Eutetramitea; Acrasida; Naegleriidae
Exons: 1
Coding region: 1-705 (234 amino acids)
Source: RefSeq, a predicted model, not a curated record